AUGGCCGACAAUAUCGUGGCGGAUCAGCUGGCAUUUCUCCUCUUUGGAGAUCAGUCCCUCGACACCCAUGGCUUCCUCGCCGACUUGUACAGGCGGGGGCCCCAAGGCGUCCUGGCCAAGGCCUUUCUUGCACAGAGCUGUGAGAGCCUGAGGAAAGAGAUUGAAGGAUUGCCAAAGUUGGAGCGAGAGAAGCUACCCAAGUUUCAAUACCUUCAGCAGUUGAACCAGAGAUACCACGCACAAACCAUCAAGCAUCCCGGGGUUAGCAGCGCGCUGUGCUGUAUCACUCAACUCGCUCACUACAUAGACUAUGCCGAGUCUCAUUUCGAAGAUGUCACAGACCAUGGGCGGAUGUGCCUCACGGGACUCUGCACUGGUCAAUUUGCCGCGGCUGCCAUCGCAUCCACUCCUUCGCUAUCAACACUCGUUCCAGUUGCCGUCGCGGCUGUCCUACUGGCUUUCCGGACAGGCCGUCAUGUCGGAACCUUUGCCGACAGAAUAUACCAAUCGUCAGAUAGUACGGAGAGCUGGACGUACAUCGCGUACAACGUCUCAAUAAAGGAGGCGCAGUCUAUCCUAGCUGACUUCCACCACACGAACGGAAUCCCAGAAGCAAACCAGGCCUAUAUCAGUGCGUCGGCUCUGGACAACCUGGGUAUUUCUGGCCCGCCUUCAACCCUGAAGGCGCUUUUCGCCAAUGGAAAGUUCGCUACCAGCUCGACCACCCCAGUCUAUGGCCCGUACCAUGCUCCUCAUCUCUACUCAACGACAGACAUCGACAAGAUGCUGCGCCUAGAUGACGCCUUCAUCAUCGAUGCGUUCACGAAAACAAAGCCUCGGUCCACCAUUCUCUCUUGCAGUUCUGGUCUGCGAUUGGAAGCUCCCGAUACGGCAUCUCUGUUCCGGAACAUUGCGAGCGAGAUACUCACCAAGCCACUUCAGUUCGACAAUGUGAUCAAUGCUUGUCUGGACUUCGCGCUCUCCUCCAGCUGCAGCCGUGCUGUAGUGCUGCCUUUUGGCCCCGCGCACAACUCCUUGACCCUUGCCAGCCACCUCAAGGAAAAGUCCGGCAUCAAGAUUGAGCACCGCCAACAUCCAGGUAUUGCCCCGGAGAGCAUUUCCUCGCCUAUAGGAAACCAUGGGUCUCGAGGCAAGUGCAAGCUGGCCAUUGUUGGCAUGGCAGGGCGUUUCCCCGACGCGGCUACCCAUGAAAAGCUCUGGGAACUGCUGGCGAGUGGCCUCGAUGUACACCGAGAAGUCCCAGCAGAUCGCUUUCCAGUGGCCACCCACGUGGACCCAACGGGCAAAGCCAUCAACACCAGUCACACACCGUAUGGAUGCUGGAUUGAGAAGCCAGGUCUUUUUGACCCUCGAUUCUUCAACAUGUCGCCUCGUGAGGCGUUCCAGACGGAUCCCAUGCAGAGGAUGGCCUUAACGACAGCCUAUGAAGCUCUGGAGAUGUCAGGUUACGUGCCCAACCGAACACCUUCGACACGCCUCGACCGCAUUGGCACAUUCUACGGCCAGACCUCUGACGACUGGCGUGAAAUCAACGCCGCGCAGGAGGUGGACACCUACUUCAUUACUGGAGGUGUCCGUGCCUUUGGUCCGGGCCGAAUCAACUAUCAUAUGGGAUUCAGUGGGCCUAGUCUGAACAUUGACACGGCUUGUUCGUCCAGUGCUGCCGCUAUGAACGUGGCUUGCUCUUCUCUCUGGGCUCGGGACUGUGAUACAGCUAUUGUUGGCGGUCUAUCGUGCAUGACCAACUCGGACAUCUUCUCUGGUCUGAGCCGUGGACAAUUCCUGUCCAAGAAGGGACCUUGUGCCACCUUUGAUGAUGGUGCCGACGGUUAUUGCAGAGGUGAUGGCUGCGCGUCUGUAGUUGUCAAACGUCUUGACGAUGCGAUCGCAGACAAAGAUACCGUGCUUGCCGUCAUCCUUGGCACAGCGACCAACCACUCCGCAGAUGCCAUCUCCAUCACCCAUCCACACGGCCCAACGCAGUCCAUCCUCUCGUCUGCUAUUCUUGACGAGGCUGGUGUGGAUCCGCUUGACGUUGAUUACGUGGAGAUGCACGGAACUGGGACCCAGGCCGGUGACGGCACUGAGAUGGUCUCCGUAACGGACGUCUUUGCACCGGCCGAGAGGAAGCGACCGAGGGAUCGGCCGCUUUACCUAGGUGCGGUUAAAGCGAAUGUCGGCCACGGUGAGGCUGCAUCUGGCGUGACUGCCCUUAUCAAGGUGCUCCUCAUGCUUCAGAAGAACACGAUCCCUCCGCAUGUGGGGAUCAAGAAUGAGAUCAACAAAGGUUUCCCUCAAGAUCUCUCGGAUAGAAACGUCAACAUUGCAUUCCACAUGACUCCCUUCAAGCGCAGCGACGGUAGACCUCGCCGCGUCUUCAUCAACAACUUCAGCGCUGCUGGUGGCAAUACUGGGCUUCUGCUCGAGGAUGCGCCGAAGGACGCUUCCCCUGUUGCCGACCCACGCAGUUCUCACGUCGUAACCAUCACGGGCAAAUCAAAGUCUGCCAUGAUCAGGAACGCCGAGAGGCUCGUCAGCUUCCUGGAAAAGAACCCUCAAACGCCCCUGUCGCAUGUGGCGUACACAACUACGGCACGUCGCAUCCAGCACUACUGGCGGAUGAAUGUUGCCGCCACAGACGUGUCUGAAGCCCGCCAGUUGAUUCAGGCCCGCCUCAAAGAGACCUUCGUUCCCGUGUUGCCUGAGCAGCCCAAGGUCGUGUUUCUGUUCACCGGCCAAGGAACCGCCUAUGCCGGUCUCGGAAAGGAGUUUUAUGCCCACUACUCUAUCUUCCGUGAGAGCAUUGAUGAGUUUGAUCAGAUCGCUCAGAUCCACGGCUUCCCGUCGUUCAUGCCACUCAUCGAUGGCAGCGAGACAGAUAUACAAAAGCUGUCUCCUGUUGUUGUGCAGCUAGGCAUUACAUGUUUCCAAAUGGCAUUAGCGAGACUCUGGUCUACUUGGGGCAUCAGGCCUGCCGCAGUCCUGGGCCAUAGCUUGGGCGAAUAUGCCGCCCUGAACGUGGCUGGCGUGUUGUCCGUGAGUGAUACCAUCUUCUUGGUUGGAGCUCGAGCACAGCUACUGGUUGAGAAGUGUACUGCUGGUACACAUACCAUGCUCGCCAUUUCUGGUUCUGUCGAGUCCGUCAAGGAGGUGCUUGGUUCACGUCUUGUCAAUGUCGCUUGCAUCAACGGUGCACGUGAGACCGUCCUCAGCGGCGAGACCGCACAGAUGGCAGAGGUCAAGGAGCAGUUGAGCGGUGCGGGUUUUAAGUGCACCACUCUUCCAGUUCCUUUUGCCUUCCACUCAGCACAGGUCGAGCCCAUCCUUGACGACUUUGAGCGGGUAGCUAGCGCUGUUCGUUUCCUGCCUGUUCAAGUCCCAGUCAUCUCUCCCUUGCUGGGCGAGUUACUUGGCAGUGAGCCUGUCACUCCUGCGUACCUGCGCAACCAUGCUCGCGAGGCUGUCAACUUCUUGGGUGGGCUGACUUCGGCCCAGGAGUCUCGUCUCAUCGACGAGAAGACUGUCUGGCUCGAAAUUGGACCCCAUCCAGUCAAUGCCAACAUGGUCAAGGCUUCUUUUGGGGCUGCAACCGUGGCCGUGCCUACGCUGCGCCGCAAUGAGCCUGCCUACAAGACUCUCAGCAAUAGUCUGUGCACUCUUCACACGGCAGGACUCAACAUUGACUGGGACGAGUUUCACCGGGACUUCGGAACCUCGGUUCGUCUGCUAGAUCUCCCUAGUUACUCGUUCGACGAGAAGAACUAUUGGCUACAGUACACUGGCGACUGGUGUCUGACCAAGAACCGCGGCGCACAGAUGGUUUCUGCCAUUGCCGAAGCUCCCAAGCCCAAGCUGGAGACAGCCAGCAUCCACAAGGUUACCCAAGAGAAGGUCGAAGGCGACGUCGCGGUGGUUGAAAUCGAAUCCGAUCUCUGCCGCGAAGAUCUCCGCCGCGUUCUGGAGGGCCAUCUUGUCAAUGGCGCUCCCCUUUGUCCGUCCACUCUGUACGCUGAUAUGGCCAUGACCGUUUCAGACUAUGCCUACCGACUACUGCGGCCUAAGGCUGAGAAGUUUGGCACCAACAUUGCCAACGUCGAGGUUCCCAAGACUCUCAUCUUUGACGACAAGGCAAAGAGCCAGAUUCUGCGGCUUACCGUUACUGCCAACGCUGCUCUUGGGUAUGCAGAUCUCGUAUUCCACACUGGCGAGGGCGCCGGGCGUACUGAGCACUGCACCUGCAAGGUCCUCUAUGGUGACCUUGAGGACUGGAGCAGUGAAUUCGAUCGUGUUGCGUACUUGAUCAAGUCUCGCAUCGAUGCCCUCGUCGAAGGCGAGCAGAAGGGCACAACGUCCAAGAUUGGUAGAGGACUGGCCUACAAGCUCUUCACUGCUCUUGUCGACUAUGCGCCCCGGUACAGGGGUAUGGAGGAAGUCAUCCUUGACAGCAAGACUUGUGAAGCCACUGCCAAGGUGACCUUCCAGACCACUGAGAAUGAUGGAAGCUUCUUCUUCAACCCCUACUGGAUUGACAGCAUGUGUCACAUUUCUGGCUUCAUCGUCAACGCCACUGACUCUGUCGACUCGCGAGAGCAAGUCUUCAUCUCUCACGGUUGGGGCUCCAUGCGGUUUGUGGAGAAGCCUGAUCCUACCAAGGCAUACCGGAGCUAUAUCCGCAUGCAACCCGUGCGCGACACCGGCAUGUACGCUGGCGACGCCUACGUCUUUGAUGGCGAGCGCGUCAUUGGAGUCUGUGGAGAUGUUCGGUUCAAGAACAUCCCCCGUAAGGUGUUGAACCUCGUGCUGCCUCCUCGUGGUGCGCCAGCCCCUGCUGCACCAGUCGCCGCCGCGAAGAAGGCCCCUGCUCCCGCUGCGACCAAGGCAGCAGCAACCAAGUCCAAGGCAAUGACCAAGAGCGGUUUGGCCAAGGUCAACCAGAAACUGACCUCUAUUGUCUCACAAGUCUUUGACAUUCUCGCAAAGGAAGUGGGCGUCACGCAUGACGAGCUUGCUGAUAAUAUUGCGUUCACUGACUUGGGCGUCGACUCCCUCAUGUCUUUGACCGUCAGCGGCCGCUUGCGUGAGGAACUUGAGCUCGAUCUUGACUCUAAUGCAUUCGUCGACUACCCAACAAUUGGUGCUUUCAGAGGAUAUCUAGCUCGCUUCGAGUCUUCGCUUCCCAAGGAGGUUCUCUCCGAGGACUCAAGCUCAGACUCCGACGGCUCUCAGAUACUGGAGUCCGACUCGAACGUGACCACACCUCUCGAUGAGAGUGAAACAUUCUCGCUCAAGGGAGAUGGUAGUGUCGACGGAGACUCGUCUUCGCUUCAAGAGAUUGUGCGAAACACAAUUGCCGACGAGAUGAAGAUGGAUGUCGAUGAAAUCGUCGCCGCCCCUGACUUGGCAAACCUGGGUGUUGACUCUUUGAUGAGCCUCCAGAUCCUGGGCACUCUGCGAGAGAGGACCGGCCUGACCAUCCCCGCGGAUCUCUUCGUAUCCAACCCUACCCUGAAAGACAUCGAGCGUGCUCUUGGAAUUAGUGACGCCCCCAAGCGUCCAUCUGAACCCAAGCGAGCCAAGCCCCAGCCUCAAAUCAGGCUGGAACCUGCAGACCCUGUUACCAAGAAGGACCCGCCCCCGCAACAUAUCGUGGAUAACUAUCCCCACAGGAAGGCGUCGUCAGUCUUGCUUCAAGGAAGCAUCCGCACAGCCACUAAGCAGCUAUUCAUGAUCCCGGAUGGCAGUGGUUGUGCGACUUCUUACAAGGAGAUCUCUGACAUUGGAGAGGAGUGGGCCGUCUGGGGCCUCUUCUCACCAUUUAUGAAGACACCCGAGGAGUACCACUGCGGUGUCUAUGGCAUGGCUGCAAAAUUCAUCGAUGAGAUGAAGCGACGCCAGCCAUCCGGCCCUUACAGCCUAGCUGGCUGGUCUGCCGGCGGCGUCAUUGCCUACGAGAUUGUCAAUCAGCUCACCAAGGCUGGCGACAGGGUCGAGCAUAUCAUCUUCAUCGAUGCGCCGUGCCCCAUCACCAUUGAGCCCCUUCCCAAGGGCCUUCAUGCAUGGUUCGCGUCAAUUGGUCUCCUUGGCGACGGUGAUGACAGCAAGAUUCCUUCAUGGCUGCUACCACACUUCGCGGCUUCUGUGACGGCUCUGUCCAACUACACAGCCGAGCCCAUCCCCAAAGACAAGUGCCCCAAUGUCAUGGCUAUCUGGUGUGAAGAUGGUGUCUGCAAGCUGCCCACUGAUCCCCGUCCGGAGCCUUACCCGACCGGGCACGCACUGUUCCUACUUGACAACAGGACAGAUUUUGGUCCCAACAGGUGGGAUGAGUAUCUUGAUGUCAGCAAGAUGAAGCUCAGACAUAUGUCUGGCAAUCACUUCUCCAUGAUGCAUGGCGAUUUGGCCAAACAGCUUGGAGCAUUCAUUCGUGAGGCUGUCUUGUAA
Molecule: messenger RNA, 6462 nt
Organism: Thyridium curvatum
Lineage: Eukaryota; Fungi; Ascomycota; Sordariomycetes; Thyridiales; Thyridiaceae
Exons: 4
Coding region: 1-6462 (2153 amino acids)
Biological process (GO): fatty acid biosynthetic process; secondary metabolite biosynthetic process
Molecular function (GO): fatty acid synthase activity; phosphopantetheine binding; 3-oxoacyl-[acyl-carrier-protein] synthase activity
Source: RefSeq, a predicted model, not a curated record